Laetiporus sulphureus 93-53 is the source of this 2043-nucleotide messenger RNA. RefSeq lists its product as uncharacterized. The record is from RefSeq and is a predicted model, not a curated record. NCBI's taxonomy places the organism in Eukaryota, Fungi, Basidiomycota, Agaricomycetes, Polyporales, Laetiporaceae. Bases 214 to 1683 code for a protein of 489 amino acids. The transcript has 4 exons.
AGAGGCAAAUGGCCCUGCAUCGGGCUUGCGCAGUAGCGACCUCUAUCUCCUCAACUCUGCAGACCACCCGCCGACCAUCAUACGCGAAGAUUACGCUGGCACUAGAGGGAGGAACUUUGUCAAACUUUCCCGUUUGUGCGAAGCCCGCCUUGCUUGUGAAUUGUCUACGCUCCAGAUUGCAUAUUCCUCCGCGUUCUUUUUUUCCAGCAUACUAUGUCUGUCGCAUCGUACCGAUUGGAUAUCCCUAGUCCUCGUCCACCUCCUCUACCUAUCCGAACACAAGGCCUCAAAUCACCCUCACUAUCGGGCAUCAACGACGCGUUCCCUUCACAAAUUGAGUCGCUGUCUCCAAGGAUACACACACCAUCCACACGCACAGCCUCCAGAUUACAGAACAGGGUCCCACGGUCACCUCCCCAGAGUCCUCGCUUGAGGGCCGGAGCGAGAGGAUUGACUCCUCCGCCUUCAAUACACAAUCGCUCAGUCACUCCUUCACAACCCGUUCAAGGCGACUUGGAAGAGUUUGCUGAGCAUUGUAGAGCUUGGUACUUCGAGCAGAACGACGAUGCCGGACGUGUCAUGACACAUACCCUAACCACUCUUCCCCCUUCACAACGUGCGCCAUUUGCUCGGCUGCAGGCGUCGAUAAGAUCUACAUAUCAUGCGAGUGUCAAUGCGCGCCGGAAUGCGGAAUUCAAGGCCCAUCUUAGCGCUACGCAGCUCGGAGCGUCGUUGAUGCCACAUUCUCGGGCCGAUCCUGGUGGACCUUUGGCGAAGAAGGAACGUUACGAGAGGUUGGAACGAUUCGUCAGAUCAUGGUGCACGAUGGGCAUGCCUGGCACAGAGCCCUUCUUUCAAGGCCUUUGGGCCGUCAUGCGACUGCAGGUGGUUCCAGAACACCUUGGAGGAGCUGGAGGAUUUAGAAUCGAAUGGGAAAUCGAUGAUGCGGUCUUUAAGGAAGCUGCCGGCAAAGAAUUUAUGCUUGAGGCCAUUGAUGUUCUCAAAGGAGUUCUCGCUUUCGAAGGAAUACUGUCGAGCAAGAGAUCCUCCUCGCUGACAGGUUCCGUUCCUUACUCGGCCGUUUCCUCACUGUCUCCAAUUCACUCUCGGUCGCAGUCGCAACCUCUUCCUUCUGCUAUCUCCGACUCGGCGCGUUCUCGGAAGGUUCCGCCAAUUACAUCAACCACUCAAACGAAAAGACCACGAGCUCCCAGUGAUCCCUUCUUGGAUACCCCCUCAUUAUCAACGUCAUAUUCCUCUGCAAACACGAUGGCGCAUCCCUCGACGUCGGGCUCGACGCUGGGAGAUGAGCCGGUGACGCCCACAAUGCUGCCUCUAGACGGUGUGGAUUUGUCAGCGUCGACAUUUAGUGUUAUGGAGUCGCCUGACACCGAGGAAUCAAUGAGGACAUGGAUAGCUCCCGACCUGUCCAACCAUGAGUACCUUGAGUUGCUCUCGGCGUUCCCGACAUUCAUUACUCGUAACACAUUGCCUCGGUUCCCUGUAUCGGAAAGCUUGCAGCGAAUGCCUGACCUUGAGGAGGGCCAGGAGAUGCAAGAUGAGCUCAAGCGCAUAAGGUUUGGGACAGGUGCAAUCUGGGUCGGGUCGAGGCCUCGUUCUAGUGGGUGGGAGGGCAGCUGGUGGAUCCGAUUCAAGCUGUGGGUCCGAAGAAUGCUCUGCUAGCUAUUUCAGACAGUCUUCGGCUCUUCUCAUUGCGUCAGAGUCACAACACAUCAUGCAACCUCUGAACAUUCGGACAUGUGCGAUGCCUCCGUGUACUUCCUGUAUUGUGCAUCCGGUCCGUGGAAUCCCAUUCUUGAUUGGACACCAUAUGGACACUUACGUUGCACACUCCGUUCUGUCAUUUGUCAUGUUUCAAGUUGUGAUCGCGAACGUACAUGGACACUGUAGUUGCGACUUGGACCGCGAAGCUUCCUCUCCGCUAGUAGAGGUGCAUAUACCUAGUACGGUCAUCUUUGUAUGCUGUUCACUGUGCUGAUAACCAGAGAAGAAUGUGAUAAGAUAGUAGAUCCUACGGAAGCG